AUGGUGAAACUGGGAGUUAUAAGGAAGCAAGUAGAACCAACACCAGUGGUAAGCAACCUAGUAGUGGUCCGGAAGAAUAAUAAGAUUCGAUUGUGUAUUGAUCCGACAGACGUGAAUAAAAGCAUUCUGCGCAGACACUAUCCACUCAGGACGAUUGAGGAGAUUGCGGCAAGGAUCCGUGAUUCAACUUGGUUCACCAUACUGGACUGCAAGAAGGGCUUUUGGCAGAUCCAAGUAGCCGAGGCGUCCCAAAAAUACUUGACAUUCGGAACGCCAUGGGGCCGCUACUCAUGCAAACGUCUUCCAUUCGGUCUCGCAUCAGCACCAGAGGUGUUCCAGAAUCAUAUCUCAACGCUGCUGGAUGGACUAGAUAACAUGGAUGUCUCGAUGGAUGAUAUAUUGAUAUAUGCAACAAGCGAAGCGAAACUAAAGGAGAUCACAGCGAACGUUAUUGACCGCCUAGAUCGCACUGGAUUGAAGCUGAAUAAGGAAAAGUGUCGGUUCGCCGUUAGAUCCGUGAAGUUUCUUGGACACAUCGUAUCGGCGGAGGGACUGAAACCAGACGACGAGAAAAUUAUGGCAAUCCGAAGGCUGAAAGUACCGGAAACCAAGAAGCAGUUACAACGUUUGCUUGGAAUGAAACCAUUGGAUAAAGCCCCACCACGACUGAAACGCAUCAUUCUCGAUGUCCAACCGUAUGCACCGUCGAUUAUCUACGUAAGAGGAGAGAAUGUACCAAUUGCUGCUACGUUAAGCCGUGACGUUGACAACCCGAAGGAGAAAAACGAGGAUGAGCUAGAGGUUCACGUGGUACUCAACGUGACGAAGCCGUGGAUGGAUCAAAUUGUAGCUGAGACUGAAAGCUCUGAAGUGUUGCAGAAACUAAUUCGCUGCUUACUCGAAGGAUGGCCAGAAGAACUAGCACAUGUGGAUGGUGAUCUCCAGCCCUAUUGGAACUUCAGAGAUGAGUUAUCAACGUAUGAAGGUGUGAUUUUCAAGGGUGACUGCAUUCUGGUACCAGAAUCGCUUCGAAAGAAAGUAUUGAGCCUUACGCAUGCUGGACACUUCGGAAUCCAGUCUUGCAUUAAACGUGCGAAACAGUUAGUGUUCUGGCCUGGCAUGGGCCGUGACAUCCAGCGGUAUGUGGAUGAAUGCAGCGUGUGUCAAAAGCACAGUCGAAGUUGUGUAAAGGAACCGAUGAUCGUCAAGAGGAUUCCUGACUAUCCAUUCCAGAUAGUCGCUUCGGAUAUUUUCCACUUCAACGGAGUAAAUUAUCUGGUACUCAUCGAUAGCUAUUCGGGAUGGAUUGACUUUAAGAAACUGUGCACGAUGGAGUCAUCGGAGGUAAUAGAGAAGCUGGAAACAUGGUUUGCAGUUUGGGGAGUUCCAGAAGAGCUCAACAGCGAUAACGUGGAAUUUCGAACACGAACUCCGCUGCCGAUAGUAGAAGAGAAGCUAAAACCAAUUGUUGUCGAAAACGUCAACAAAUCCCUAGAAGCUGCGAGGCAGAAACAGAAGGACUACUAUGAUCGAGGAGCUCGGAAACGCCUGGAAUUGAAUGUCAACGAUAAUGUACUGGUGCAGAAUCAGUUGACUUAUAUCUGGGAGUCGGGUAAAGUGAUCGCCAAAACGGACACUCCACGGUCUAUUAUCGUUGAGAAAAACAGCGACAUCGUUCGACGCAACAUGAAGCAUGUAAGGAGAUCCGUUGUCUCGAUUACACCUAAACCCGAAGCCAUUAGUGAAGAUGAUCCCGAGAAUCCCGAAGGAAUCGAUCCCGAUGGACCGUCAUCCGAAACUGGAAAUACGCCGUCAUCGUCGCCAGUUGUAUCACCACAGGGUCAACCUUCUCUACCAGUUCUUCAAUCCAAUGAUAGCGGCCAUACGUGA
Molecule: messenger RNA, 1890 nt
Organism: Ochlerotatus camptorhynchus
Lineage: Eukaryota; Metazoa; Arthropoda; Insecta; Diptera; Culicidae
Exons: 3
Coding region: 1-1890 (629 amino acids)
Biological process (GO): DNA integration
Molecular function (GO): nucleic acid binding
Source: RefSeq, a predicted model, not a curated record